GCAACCCAAAGCGGAGCUGCAGCUAGCGCUGGGCAAAGAGCAGCAGAAGCACGCCAUACUCGUAGAGCGGUCUGAACAGCUGGACCUGGUAGCCAAGCGAAGGGGAGAGAUCGCAGAGAAGCACGUGAAGACGUCUCCGGCAGACGUCGCGCUAUUGGCAUCCGAAGUCCGAGACAGGACACAGCAGGUGGUGGAACUCCUGGCCGAGAUUGACGAGCUGCAGCGAGCAGCAGCGUCAAGGUCGGAGCGCGAUCCAAGUGGCAGGAGGAAGUCGCAUCCUCCAACAGCCUCGACACCCAGCAGAGAUCUGCUGGAGGAUGCCGCAGAGGCACUGGUGAAGGUGCAGCUGCGAUGCGAGGACAUGGAGAGACAGCGCACCGUGAUUGAGAAGGACCUGCUUCAAAGGCAGGGAGAGUCCUGGGGCCAAGAGCUGGCCGCACUGCAUGCGGAGCUGUCGCGAAAAACUGCGCAGCUUA
Messenger RNA from Symbiodinium pilosum, 476 nucleotides. The record is from the annotation of a GenBank genome assembly. NCBI's taxonomy places the organism in Eukaryota, Dinophyceae, Suessiales, Symbiodiniaceae.